AUGAAGUACUGGUACAUAAGUGUGCCCUUAUGUCUCCUAUUUGCGUAUAGUCUCUACGGACAUGCAGGUGCCUUGGCAUCCGAUGAAACUACUUGCGAUCUAAUUGAUCAUACAAAUUAUUGUCAGUAUAUUGGCAAAAAUUGUAAUACUGAAUAUUUUAGUAUAGCAAGCAAAUAUUACUGUUCAAAAUAUUACCCUUCAUAUAUUCUACGGUUAUCUACGUCAUUAUUGAUACUUGUUGGGCUACUGUUGCUUUUAAUAUCAUUAAGUCUAUUGGUAUCUAACUAUUUGUUCCCAAAUCUAAACGAUAUAGCACAGCUUUUGCUGAUUAAUGAUCAGAUUUUAAGUUCUAUAUUAAUACCGUCUACUAAUGCAUUUGGAGAUUUUAUUAAUUACUAUGUUGCUUUAAAUGCAAAUUCCGUUGAUUUAGUCUUGGGACAGCUACUUGGGUCUCUAUUGAUUAUCGUUACCGUAAUAAUUGGCCUUAUUAGUAUAGUACGUCCAUUCAGAAUAAAUCAUGCUAAAUGGGUCUUAACUGAUUUUGCUUGGAUAUUGGUGGUUCUCACGCUUCUUCUGUACAUUUUGUCUGAUGGCGUCAUAACCAUGCACGAAUGUAUCAUUAUGAUUGGAUUUUAUUUCUGCUAUGUUGCAUAUCUAUUACGGGCUGAGAAGGAAAUAGAGUGCACUGAGGAUGAAUGUCAUUCAUUAUAUUCGACUGAAUCGAUAAAAUCCAUAAAUCAUGCACUAAACAUAGAUGAUGCUCUUGAUAUCUUAUCCAAUGCUGAAGUCAUACGGUCACCAUCACCCAUGCUUCAUAUUGAUGAGGAACUCGAGACAUCGUAUGAAUCUGAGAGCUGGUUUCUCAAUGUUCUGAAACAUAUAGUGAAUUGCAUCAAUUUUAUAUUCACAUUAUUCAUACCGGUCUCUUCAUCGCCAUACUACGAUUCAAGAUUAUUUCAAAUUUGGCAUUUUUGUAUAAUAUCGUAUGUAAUGAACAUGCAAUUUUUCAACCUUACUCUUGUUGAUUUGGUUCCAAUCAUUUUAGUGGGAAUAUUAAUAACGGAAUUUAUCAAGCCAAUUUUGAAUAGGCUUCCAAAGAUCUAUCAAUGUAUCAUUAACGUUGUGGGAAUUACUAUGUCUUUAAUAAUCAUGUCACAAAUAUCAAAGGAAGUUUUAAAAGUCUUCAAGAAUUUAGGAAUUAUUCUAAGAAUAUCGGAUUACUUGCUUGGAUUAAUCGUUUUUUCCGCAAGUAAUUCGAUCAACGAUAUUGUCACCAAUAUAACGAUUUCCACAGCGAUAAACCCAAUGUUCGGCCUCAAUUCGUGUUUGGGUACUCCGAUGUUAAUUAUAUUACUAGGAAUUGGAGUAAAUGGGUUAAUUCUUAAUUUGAACCAUCAUUCAUUAGUUUUUGAAUUAAAAACAAAUUUGGUUGUCAGUCUUUUAGGAUUAAUUGCGACAAUCGUAUUCUAUUUGGUUUACAUUCCAUUGAAUAAUUGGAAGCUCGAUAAAAGAUUAGGAAUUAUCGUUAUUGGCUGGUGGUUAGUUGUAACAAUAAUUAACUUUUCUCUUGGAUAA
Molecule: messenger RNA, 1575 nt
Organism: Debaryomyces hansenii CBS767
Lineage: Eukaryota; Fungi; Ascomycota; Pichiomycetes; Serinales; Debaryomycetaceae
Exons: 1
Coding region: 1-1575 (524 amino acids)
Biological process (GO): transmembrane transport; intracellular calcium ion homeostasis; monoatomic cation transport
Cellular component (GO): membrane
Molecular function (GO): monoatomic cation transmembrane transporter activity
Source: RefSeq, a predicted model, not a curated record